GUCGAUUGGCCGUUUCAAAGCAUUGUCAAUAGUGUCAUUCUUAGAUUUUCAAGUAAACUGGCUUUCCAAGAGUUCGUUAAAGCAGUUUUCCAACGAUAAGGGUCGGGUUUUCCCAAAUAUUUUCCAAUAAACUCACAGAAACUAUUCAUCUACUUCUUCAAGAAUCACUCGGGCAUCAGUUUUCAGUCGAUCUCUCGCCCCCCAUACGUUCGAACUGUUAUAAAAACCUUCAGAAUAGGAGGUUAUCGUUCCCAUUCAAUUUAUCACGCUUUUAGCUGUUUCUAGUAAAAUGAGUAGAAUAGAGGACUUUUUCAAAAUCGAAAAGAUCGGUGAGGGCACCUAUGGAGUCGUUUAUAAAGGGAAGAACAAAAACACUGGAGAAAUGGUUGCCAUGAAAAGGAUUCGGCUGGAAAAUGAGGAUGAAGGAAUUCCUUCAACGGCUUUGAGAGAGAUGAGCCUCUUAAAGGAGUUGCGCCAUGCCAACAUUGUGACUUUACUCGAAGUCAUUAUGGAUGAGCCAAGGCUAUAUCUCAUUUUUGAGUUCCUGAGUAUGGACCUGAAGAAAUAUUUGGACAAUAUUGAGUGUGGCAAAUACAUGAAUCCUAAACUAGUGAAGAGUUACCUGUAUCAAAUCAAUGAAGCCAUCUUAUUUUGCCAUCAACGUAGAGUGAUCCAUCGGGAUCUUAAGCCACAGAAUUUGCUAAUCAGUGCCAAUGGAGUUAUCAAGGUUGCCGAUUUCGGUCUGGGGCGAGCAUUUGGAGUGCCUGUAAGAAUCUUCACACACGAGGUUGUCACUUUGUGGUAUAGAGCGCCCGAAGUGCUAUUAGGCGCAGCUAGAUAUUCCUGCCCCGUUGAUAUCUGGGCAAUCGGGUGCAUUUUCGCGGAAAUGGCCACCAAAAAGCCGCUGUUUCAAGGCGAUUCUGAAAUUGACCAAUUGUUCCGGAUCUUCAGGGUUCUGAGAACACCAACUGAAGACAUUUGGAAGGGAGUAUCAUCCCUGCCUGAAUAUCACGCAAUUUUCCCCAACUGGACAUCUGACACUCUGUCGAAACAAUUAAAAAAUCUGGACGAAGAAGGUCUAGAUUUGCUUUCACAAAUGCUAGUAUAUGAUCCCAGUAAACGAAUCUCCGCCAGAGGAAUUGCUGCACAUUCCUACUUUAAAAACGUCGAUCUCACGGUUAAACCGGUGUUUGUGGAAAAGAAAAAGUGAUUUAUCGAUUUUUUUCAGCACUGUAAGAUUUACUAUCCUUAUUUAUAUCGGAUAUGGGGGUGGACACUUGAAAUCCAAAUUAAAAUUGUAUCUAUUUGUAUAACUAUUAAAAUGUUCGCGUUGCUGAAUGAUUAUCAUGUUUUAAUGAUGGUUUCAAAAUUCGUUUUUUUUUUCGGAACAAGGAAAUUUAGUUUAAUCACAACUGUUAGUUAUGGUUAUUUUGACACUCAGAGUUACGGGGUUGAUUUCCACAUUAAGCUUCAUUUCGGCCUCGAUGAGUUAAUAUCCGUGACAACCGUGUGUUUUAUCUCAGAUUUUUUUAUAGAACUACUCUGCAAAAGUAUGCGACUCGAAAUAUAUAUUUUUGAUUUAAUAUAUUAGUGUAGAUAA
Molecule: messenger RNA, 1600 nt
Organism: Dendroctonus ponderosae (mountain pine beetle)
Lineage: Eukaryota; Metazoa; Arthropoda; Insecta; Coleoptera; Curculionidae
Gene: Cdk1
Product: cyclin-dependent kinase 1
Exons: 5
Coding region: 290-1210 (306 amino acids)
Biological process (GO): mitotic G2 DNA damage checkpoint signaling; protein phosphorylation; G2/M transition of mitotic cell cycle
Cellular component (GO): nucleus
Molecular function (GO): RNA polymerase II CTD heptapeptide repeat kinase activity; ATP binding; cyclin-dependent protein serine/threonine kinase activity
Source: RefSeq, a predicted model, not a curated record